Molecule: messenger RNA, 306 nt
Organism: Aspergillus lentulus
Lineage: Eukaryota; Fungi; Ascomycota; Eurotiomycetes; Eurotiales; Aspergillaceae
Source: RefSeq, a predicted model, not a curated record
AUGAGUUCCCAGGACUACUACAACCAAGGCCAUCAGCCUCAUUACCCCCAACAACCUCCCCAAGGUUAUUACCCCCCUCAACAGGGACAAUACCCGCCAGGCUAUCCUCCUCAACAGCCGCAAGGCUAUGCUCCACCGCAGCAGCCGUAUCAACCUCCACAGCAAAUGCCGUACCAAGAACAGCCUCGUCAGAAGAAGGACCGUGGAUGUCUUGGUGCUUGUCUUGCCACCCUCUGCUGCUGCUUCCUUUGCGAAGAGACCUGCGAGUGCUGCUUUGAUUGCAUCGAAUGCUGCGAAAUGUGCUAA